AUUCUUCAUCAGUGUGUUCUACUUAAUGCAUCAAUCUGAAUGUGUAGGCUGACUGUCUUUCUGCGGGUGCACACACAUCAUUCAUGACUUACGGACUCGGUUCGGAUGUUAGGUAAUACUGGUGCGUACCUGGUAACGAUCCCACGCCGGGAUUGAAGGGUGACUAAAUAAUACAUCUCACUCAAGUCUGACUCGGAUGCUGUCUUAGGCAUUUAUCAAAUCGUUGCUCAAUGUCUGUUUUCUGCUUGAUGGUAGGGACUUGCUGAAGCGCCGUGGUUAUUGUAACCAUCAAUCAUUUACUUCUACGGAUUACCAUUGUUAAGCAAAUAUUCCUUUUUCUGGAAUUCGUGACGUCUAAUAACUUUAAAUCGCUUCUGGGUAUCAAGGUUUUCAAGAUGGCGGCUUAUUUCUUUUACGUCUGUGUUGCGUUCUCUCUCCUUGUUGAUGUGAUAACAGGACAGCUUACGUGCGCAGAGAACCCUAAACCAGUCUUCAUGUCUACUGAACUUGAAAUCGAAGCGGACGAGGGAUCAACAAUAACUUUACCAUGUGUAUUCUAUAAUAUUACAAGUGAUUUCCAGAUCUACUGGUAUGCCGGAAAAGAAGACAUAUUCUGGAACAAUAACGCCCAGACUGCUGCGGAUAAUUACGCGAUCGCCUACAAUAAAACCAAUUCAACGAGAAGUUCAAAUUUGACCAUCAGAGGUGUCAGCACAUCUGAUUCAAUGACUUAUCUUUGCCGGGCGAGUUCAUCAAAGAGGAUUUGCAGGGUCCAAGCCGAAUUCAAUGUUAAUGUAAAUUAUGAGCCGGUAAUACGCCACAUUGGACCCCGUCAGCCGCCAUACUGGGUGAGCUACAAACCGGAAGUUAUCUACGUGAACGAAACAGACAACAUUACUUUGAUAUGCAACACCAGCGCUCGACCCUCCGCCUUCAUUACCUGGGUUAAAAUGAUACCAGGCCUACCAGAUGGAGAAAAUACUGAGGAACUGUCACCAGGAACAGAAGAGACAAAACACGGAUUCUUCACAAUCAAUAAUGUGUCAAGAUUCCAGAGUGGGGACUAUCGCUGCCAGGCUACGAAUCGGAUCGGUCACACCUUCGAAACCGUGGCAUUGGUCGUGCAAUAUGAACCGGAAGUGAAGGUCGUACAACCAGACAUUCGUGCUGCUCCGGGCAGAUCGGUGACUUUCGGGUGUAACGUGAGCGCAAAUCCUGAACCAUUCGAUUUCUAUUGGACCAAAGAUGGCGCAAGGAUAAGUGAAGACGAUGCAGAUCCCACACCAAACACGUUUGUUAUUUUGAAGCUCAACCCAGAAACAGACUAUGGAAAUUACACCUGCGUGGUGACAAAUCAAGUCGGAACGUCAUCAGCCACGAUAGUUGUAAGCGGGCGCCCUCUAGCGCCAAUUAUAACCAACACUAAUCCACGAGGUAGAUUUCGUCACACCUACAAUCUUACGUGGGCAUCUUCUAACAGGAGACGGAAUGGUGUCCGAAUCGACAAUAUCCCUGUCGCUCGAUAUAUCAUCAAGUAUCAAAGAAAAGACAUUCAAUAUACAUCAGGGAAAAUGGUUCCCGUCCUAUGGCCCAACGAGGCCUUAUCGGAGACUGUCCAAGGCAAACAAUAUAUAAUACUCCGUGACUUGAAGGAGAAUAGCUCAUACGUAGGACGCGUGUGUCCGCAGAGUGACUAUGGCAUGGGAGAUUGUGUAUCGUACACAUUUACAACGUCCUCGGUUGACCUUCAAUCCCCUGCUACACCUAAGACUGCCUAUGCGGUCAGUUGCUCAGAUUCUGAUUCUUGCAUUGAGACGUGGACACCCUCCUCAUCGAGUGUCGAGAGAUUUUCAAUAAUUACCAUGGCAACAGCAACAACCAUAUCCUGUCUAUUGAUGUCAUAAUCAUCUGUACAUUUUUUUUUCCAUUAGACUCAUUUUCAUGAUCUACUAUAUCGUGUUUGUGUUGAGAAUUAUAUAAUUUUCAGCACAUGGGGUUGACCUUUUUUUCUAUUUUUAGACCAACGAGUAAAGAAAAGUUUUUUCUAAAUGGUUCUUUUAACCCCAAACGGAAAAACAUCCUCAAGGCAUUAAGAAUGGCAUUUAGUUCAUCAUGUAAUACUUUGCUCUAUUUAAUGGUUAUCAUUUUAACGCAAUAGACCACAUUGUUUCUAUGUAAACUGAAUGACGAAUUCCAAGUACAUAGUGUCCUAGAAAAGAAUUGGAACUUGCACCAAUGUAUCUUAUGGUAAAGACAUGAAAGGGGAAAGAGAACAAAAAAAUAUAUAUUUUGAGCAUGAAAAAAUCAAGAAAAAUUAGCGCGUGGAUGGUGGUGCUAGAAAAUACUGGAAGAUUCGCAUAUGGCCCCUGGACUAAAGAGCAUUUCAUGAAACAUUUUAGUCAGAUACAAGGAUUUCAGUAGCUUAUAUUAGUUUUCAGUGACAAAUGCUCCUAUGAUCCCUACACACCCCUUGUUUAUUUAUUACAACUACACAUCGAUCGGGAAUUCGUUUGUGCGUCCAUCGCACUAAGCGAAGUCGAUUCCCAUUUGUACCAGACUCAAUUCACAUAUUUAACAGUAGGGCAAGACGAGGUCAAACUGCCUUGUAGGCUGAUGUAUCUUAGAUGGGAGGGGUUGGGGAUCAGUCCCCUGAGAACAGCAUGUUACUUAUUUAAUUCAUGUUUAAUAAUCAUUCAAAUAUUUAUUUAGUCAUAACGCCAUUUUGCUGUUAUAUACUGUCAAUUAUCAUUUAUUGGUAUACAUUGUAUUUGUAUUUGUAAAUUUGUUGGUAACCAUCGAGCACCAAAUUUCCAUUUGAUUGGACAAUACAUUCAAUUCAAUUCAAAACGAAAGUACGCAGCACCGUUUGAGAUUGUCAAUAAAAUGUACAAACCGUCGCUCUAUACAGUUACAUGUACAUAAGAGAAACAAUGAAAGCAGUAGUGUAAUUGAAGUUAAAGCACUGGUAAAAGCAGACGCAUUAAGAAGUUAUAGUAGUAGUCGUAGAAGUAGUAGUAGAAGAACAAAAAGAAGUAGUAGUAGUAUAGUAGUAAAAGUACUAGUAGUAUAUAAUAGUAGAAUGAGUAGUAGUUGUAGUAGUAGUAGAAGUAGUAGAAGUAGUAGUAGUAGUAGUAGUAGUAGUAAUAGUAGUAGUAGUAGUAGUAGUAGUAGUAGUAGUAGUAGUAGUAGUAGUACAAGUAGCACUAGUAGCAGUGGUAGUAGUGGUAGUAGUAGUAGUAGUAGUAGUAGUAAUAGUAGUAGUAGUAGUAGUAGUAAAAGUAAAAGUAGCAGCAGUAGUAGCAGUAACUGCAGCAGAAGUGGUAGAAGUAGUAAUACAUUUGUAGUAGUAUUCCCCUACCUUUUUUAUACUUUUUUUAAAACGUAAAGGCGUAAGAAAUCUGAUUAAAGAUAGCAUAUCAUUACUCCCCCCACCACAAAUUUGUAAUUCAUUUUUUCCAAGAUAAAGCAUUUUUAGAUAUUUUUUUGCAUUUGAAACUGCUUCUAGUAGUUUUAUCAAUACCGAAAAUAUUUGAAAAAUACAAUAAUCUAAUAAUCUAGCAAUAUUGGAAAAAAUAUAUACCUGCAGUGUGUAAAUAUGUGAUAUGAUAUUAUGUCAUCUGCCUUAGAAUACAUUCUAUGGAAACUAUGUCACUGUAAAUACGUGUAUAUUUAUGGGUCCUUUGUAAUAAAUUUUAGGCCUUACUGGAUUUUGUAAAUAUAGAAAAGAUCUACUGGAAUUUUGUAUAGACGUAAAUCAUACAAAUUUCACACGAAAUAUGCGUGCUAUAUUCUUUUUGUGAAUAUUAUGGUGUAUAAUAUCAUUACGUAAUUAUAUUCUGUAUUGUCUUUUUCCUCCUAACCUAUAUAUUUGUGGUGUAUUACACUUGUUUACCGUCAAGGAAAAGUUACAUGUAUCUUUGGAGCAUUUGAUGAAGAGUUUCGUUGGUGAUUUUUACUCACAGGUUGCUCCCAGUCAAUCAGAAUGUUAACGGAUUUUUUUUUAAGUCACUGUCAAAGCCUUUUAUGAAACACGCCCCCGGUUUUUUACUCUUCUUUACUUUAUUUGGUAUUUAUUCUUCCCAUUUUCUUUUGUGUUUUUUUCUUUCUUCUUCUUUGCUCUUCUUUCCCUCUUUAUUUGUUUUUGUUCAAAUAAUCCUUUUCUUUCUCUUUUCUUUUAUUUCCUGUUUUUCAUAUUCGAUUGGAUUUUUUUUGCAUAAGAAUGAUAAAAAUGAACGUAAUAAUUUUAUUAGUGUAGAUUGUUAAUAUCGAGAAUGUAUCAGUUUUCAAUAUUUCAGUUAAAAUCUAUUUAUGUCAUAAAUAUACUUUACGGAUAGGCUCAUAAUGUAGCCGACGUUAACUGCUUUAUGUGCCAACUGGGAAUCGAUGUCAUAGUCAUUUAUUGAAGAAUAUAUUUCUGAAUUCAAAGGAAUUCAAUAUG
This is a messenger RNA of Lytechinus pictus (painted urchin), 4438 nucleotides long. RefSeq names its product limbic system-associated membrane protein-like. Gene Ontology annotation, cellular component: neuron projection. The coding region runs from base 396 to 1904 and encodes 502 amino acids. The transcript has 12 exons. The record is from RefSeq and is a predicted model, not a curated record. NCBI's taxonomy places the organism in Eukaryota, Metazoa, Echinodermata, Echinoidea, Temnopleuroida, Toxopneustidae. Gene Ontology annotation, molecular function: protein binding.